Babesia bigemina is the source of this 1647-nucleotide messenger RNA. RefSeq lists its product as hypothetical. The record is from RefSeq and is a predicted model, not a curated record. Gene Ontology annotation, cellular component: 90S preribosome; nucleolus; small-subunit processome. The transcript has 8 exons. Gene Ontology annotation, biological process: maturation of SSU-rRNA from tricistronic rRNA transcript (SSU-rRNA, 5.8S rRNA, LSU-rRNA). Bases 1 to 1647 code for a protein of 548 amino acids. Gene Ontology annotation, molecular function: protein binding. Lineage: Eukaryota; Apicomplexa; Aconoidasida; Piroplasmida; Babesiidae.
AUGUUGCGAUCGUUUAAUUCCAAUGGGUACAAGGUCUACGCCUUGUCGGCUGGGAAAUUCGCUCCGCAAUUCCACGUCAGCAGCAAGGGGAAGAAGAAGUCAAAGGCUGAUGCGGAGUACGAACAUCGUAUCGAUUUGAUUCACGACCUCGAGUUCCCGCAGGCUUGCAACACCGUCGACAUAUCGCCUGACCUGCAGUAUAUUGUAGCGACUGGAGUCUACCCACCGCAGAUCGGUGUUUACGACACCACGGAACUCUCUCUCAAGCACAGGCGCGGCAUUGACAACGAGGUCAUUAAGACCUGCUUCCUCGAGGCCGACUACACCAAAUUGGCUUUCCUAUGCACCGACCGUGUAAUCGAGUUCCACGACAGGGGCGGUCGCUAUCACUCUCUCCGCAUUCCGAAGGCGGGGCGCGACAUGAUAUACGUGUCGGACAACGCCUCCCUUUUCGCUGUGGCCUCCUGCAACGAGGUCUAUCGACUCAACCUGGAGCACGGCGCUUUUGAGGAGCCAUUCAAAUCGGUCUGCUCUUAUUUGAACUGCGUCGCCGAAAACCCCAUCCUCCCACUUAUAUCCACGGGCGGCGAAGGCGGUGUGCUGGAAAGUUGGGACCUUCGCUGCAACAAAUCGGUGUCGCGGCUGCACUGCACCAGUGAGGACGACGGGGGCGAUGAGAGCGUUACUCGCUGCGCCUACUCCGCCAAUGGGCUGAAGGUGGCGGUGGGCACAAGUUCAGGAUGCCUCCAGCUUUACGAUAUCCGUAACACCAAACCUCUGUGGGAGAAGCGACACGUUAACGAAGCGGCUGUUAACAAUAUCGAGUGGGUGAACUCGCUGAACCACGCGUCUACGGGUGUCGGCCAGGAUGCGCUGAUUGCGUGGUCGGACCACAAAAGCGUGAGAGUACAGAACACACACGACGGCGAGUUCGUCGCAUCCAUCGAAGGACUGGUCACCGACAAGGCGAACAACACAAGCAAAAUAAACUCGUUCCGGUUCUACCCCGACACGGGCAUCUGCUUCGUGGUGGGCGACCACACCCGUGUCGGCACCUACUUCAUUCCAACCAUCGGUGCAGCCCCCAAAUGGUGCUCGUUCCUGGAGAACAUCACUGAGGAGAUGGAGAUGCCGUCGGCCGCCGACACUGGCGUCGCCCCUGGAGCCACUAAGCAGGCCUACGAGGACUUCGUCUUCGUCACGAGGCAGCAGCUUGAAGAGAUCAACGCCACCGAGCUCAUCGGCACCAACAUGGUCAAGGAUUACAUGCACGGCUACUUCAUUGACAGUGACGUCUAUCGCAAACUCAAGAGCGCCUCGUCAGACUUCGAUUACGAGGCGUACCGGAAGAAGAAGAUUCAGGAGAAGAUCGAUGCCAAGCGGCAAAUGCGUCUGCCGCUGCGCCAGAAGAAGACGCAGGUUGUCAACGAGGAGCUCGCGGAGCACCUGCGCCAGACAGCGGAGGCCGUCGGGAAGAAGGGGCUCUCCAAGAAGGAGAAAGAACAAGCGCUCAGCGCCAAGGCUGCGCUGCAAGACGAUCGUUUUGCCCGCAUUUUCACGGACGAAAACUUUGCGAUCGACCACGUGGAAGCGGCCGAGGUUUCCGCGAAGCGCAGAUACCUUACGACCCAAAACAAACGCAAGUAA